GGCAGUGCAGCCGCGUCUUCCCUCCCCAGCUCGGCACGCUACGGAUCGUUCACGGCAACGGCACGGCCGUGGGGACGGUGGUAAUGUUCCAGUGCUCUGCCGAGCAUCAGCUGGAGGGACCGGGCGUCAUCACCUGCGUUUGGAAAGGGAACAGUACCCAGUGGACAGCCGGAGUGCCCUCCUGCAAGUCCAUAUCAAAAUAUGAGACUUUUGGAUUUAAGGUCGCGGUGAUCGCCUCCAUCGUGAGCUGUGCCGUCAUUCUACUGAUGUCCAUGGCGUUUUUAACCUGUUGUCUUAUCAAGUGUGUGAAGAAAAGUGAAAGGAGGAGGACUCAAAGAGAUAUGCAGCUGUGGUACCAGCUCAGGACCGAAGAACUAGAGCACAUGCAAGCUGCUUACUUUGGUUUUAAGGGAAGAAACAACAACAACAACAACAAGAAACUCAGGAAUAAAUCCGUAUUUGAUGAUGUGACUAACGUGGCAUACGAUAACCAAGGCUUCUACAGGUUCCAGGAGGAGUGGACUCGGGACAUCAUAGCUGCUGGGUGUUGCAAAGACAACGAUCAUCUGCCUAAGCUCAGUAAGAGCAGUCGUGCACCCGUGGAACAAGCUGUGCCAGGUCACAACACUGUGGUGCAGACAGUGAAUUCAAUCCAUGUCGUGGAAGUCUAUGGACAUAAGGAUAGCCAUAACAAACCAAGCUGUCAGAUACCUGGAUAG
Tauraco erythrolophus (red-crested turaco) is the source of this 719-nucleotide messenger RNA. The record is from RefSeq and is a predicted model, not a curated record. NCBI's taxonomy places the organism in Eukaryota, Metazoa, Chordata, Aves, Musophagiformes, Musophagidae.